Molecule: messenger RNA, 2623 nt
Organism: Brassica napus (rape)
Lineage: Eukaryota; Viridiplantae; Streptophyta; Magnoliopsida; Brassicales; Brassicaceae
Product: ankyrin repeat domain-containing protein 13C-B-like
Exons: 3
Coding region: 573-2420 (615 amino acids)
Cellular component (GO): cytoplasm
Molecular function (GO): protein binding
Source: RefSeq, a predicted model, not a curated record
UUCCUUAUUUUGCUACUACUUUUAUCAUUCACUCAUCUGUUCAAAUCAUCUUAUUUUUAAAUUUUAAGUACUAUUAUUUAUUUAUAUAAAUAUAUUUUUUUUCUUAUUUUACUUGAUAUUUUCUGAAUCAAAUGAAUAUAAUAUAAUAAUACAUUUUGAAAUAUAAAAUUCACUAUGUCUUAGGAUUUGGUUGCUUCCCUCCCACUAAGCAAAAUUGCAACUUCACGACUGAUUCCUUCUUCCCUUUCUCUAAAAAAUUGUCUUUCCUUACUUGAUCCAAUCGAUCUUUUGUUUAAUCAUUUCCCGAAGACACAAUCUCGAGAUUGAUUUCUUUCUUUCUCUCGGUGUUUUAUUUUGGUCCACGCGCCCACAUGCGUCUUUCUCGUGUCUGAUCUGGAUUUAGAUCACAAGAAUCUCUCUCUCCUUCUCCUUCUCUCCUAUGAACACAAAAAAGAAAAAAACAAUACAGAAGACACGAAGCUUUAGAGUGGACAAUGCUUCAAGCUACGGAGUAAGACGUGAUUCUCUUUCUUGCGAAGCAAGUUAAAAGCGUUGAGGCUUUUGAUCUGAAAAUGGAAGGCAUUGAUGUUUCCAAGUACACACACAGCCCCGUGCACCGAGCCGUUGCUUCAAGAGACCACGCGACUCUCAGAUCAAUCCUCUCUUCCCUCCCAAAGCCACGAGACCCUUCCGAGAUCCAAUCAGAAUCAGACUCCUUAUCCGAGGAAGCUACUUCCGACGCCAUCUCCUCGGUUAUCGACCGAAGAGACGUGCCACGCCGCGACACGCCGCUUCAUUUAGCGGUGAAGCUCUGUGAUGCAACAUCAGCCGAGAUGCUGAUGGUUGCCGGAGCUGACUGGACUCUGCAGAACGAAGAUGGCUGGAACGCGUUGCAAGAAGCUGUCUGCAGCAGACAAGAGUCUAUCGCCAUGAUCAUCGUGCGUCAUUACCAGCCUCUAGCGUGGGCUAAAUGGUGCAGGAGGCUGCCUCGUUUGGUAGCGACGAUGAGGAAGAUGAAAGACUUUUACUUGGAGAUGAGUUUUCACUUUGAGAGCUCCGUUGUGCCUUUUGUCUCAAAGGUCGCUCCUUCUGAUACUUACAAGGUGUGGAAAGUGGGGUCUAAUCUGAGAGCGGAUAUGACUAUGGCUGGCUUCGACGGUUUCAAGAUCCAGAGGUCUGAUCAGAGUAUACUGUUUCUUGGCGAUGGGUCUGAAGAUGGGAAAGUACCUCGUGGUUCGCUUUACAUGGUGAAUCAUAAGGAUAAAGAAGUGAUGAAUGCGUUGGACGGUGCGUCUAGCGUUGCCUCGGAUGAAGAUGUGAAGAAAGAAGUGGCUGCGAUGUGUAGGAGCAAUAUCUUUAGACCGGGGAUCGAUGUGACGCAAGCGGUUUUAAACCCGCAGACGAAUUGGAGGAGGCAGGAGAAGAGUGAGAUGGUUGGUCCUUGGAGAGCUAAGGUCUAUGAGAUGAACAAUGUGGUUGUUAGUAUCAAGUCUAGAAAAGUUCCUGGCUCAUCGGGUGAUAAAGAGAACGGUGGUGGUGGUGGUGGUGAUGAUGAGCUCUGCGAUGUGCUAACGGAUGAAGAGCAGAAGCAGCUAGAGGCUGCUCUUAAGCUGGACUUACCAGAGUUCCCAAAUGUGGAUAGUGAGAAUGGUUUUGUAGAGACUCCUUGUGUGGAUUCUAGUCCGUCUCACAAGAAACAGGAGAAGAAAGGGUGGUUAGGUGGUUGGAGAAAGAAAGAGGCGACAAUGAUUAAGCAGGAGAAGGAGAUUAAGUACGCGCCUCCGAGAAGCUCUCUUUGUGUGAAUGAGAAGGUAAGCAAUCUUCUAGGAGACACUAAUCAGAUAAAGCCAGGAAGACACUCGGUAGAUAAUGAUCAUAUCAGGAAGCCAAGAGUGUCUAGUAAGAGUCACCAAGAGAGCGAAUACAAGAAAGGUUUGCGUCCUGUGCUCUGGCUAUCUACAAACUUCCCGUUACAGACAGAAGAGCUGCUUCCUUUGCUUGACAUACUCGCAAACAAAGUCAAGGCUAUUCGGCGUCUCAGGGAGCUUCUUACCACAAAGCUUCCCGCAGGAACGUUUCCAGUAAAGGUUGCUAUUCCAGUGGUACCGACGAUAAAAGUGCUAGUUACGUUCACAAAGUUUGAAGAAGUUGAUCCUGCAGAUGAGUUUAAGACGCCUCCCUCAAGUCCUACUGCUACUUGUGGCUAUGAGAGUCCAGCUGACUUCACCAACAACGCAUCAUCGUCUUCUUGGUUUCGUCGAGCUAGGUCAAACAAAGAUGGUUCUAGCAAAAAGCCUCAAACUUUGCAAGACCCAUUUGCUAUCCCGGCAGGCUAUACGUGGGUCAGUGGUGAAUCAAAGAAAAAGAAACCAGAUACACAGAAAGUCAAAAAGGGUAAAAAGACAGAGCAAGUUAGCUAAAAUCACUUUAAUACUAACCUACUACUACACAGAUUGAUUGGUCAUGAAAAGACAUUGAAGAAAGAGUUAUGCUUUUUGGGUUUUGAAGCGACACUCUCACUUGCAGUCUGAAAAGAGAAAGGCAAUAUAACAAAACACUGAUGGUGAUGCGAUUUGAUUCUUUUGUAACAUAACAAUUUGCUAUGAGUUUGGUUUCUUUUCGA